GAUUUUGGUUUCGCCAGAUUCGCCGUAGUUUUAUCCAGCAAAUUGUGAGGUUAUGUUUUUUGUUUUGAUGGCCCGGCUCUCUAGCUAAGGAUUAGCCACGGUGAUUUUUCUCAUUUUGCAAAUUUCUUUAAAAAAAAAGUUUAACAAAAUAGUAGUCCAAAGAUUUUGAAAUGGCACAAUCAAGUAAAGAAAAUGAUUCAGAUUUUAAUUUGGUAAUUGACCUUCCGGAAGAUGACGAGCAGGAGCAGGAAUCAAAUGAUUGCCAAUCAGAGGAACAUAUUCUACCGGAUAGUCCAGAUUUAAAGCAGCUUGAAGAGUUAACUGAGUCCAUUCCGAAGUCAGCAAAGAUCCGAACGCGUAGAAAGACAAUAAGUAGUUUUAAUGAGGAUGGCAACUAUGCCAGUAGCAUCACCGAGGCGGUGAAGCUGCGCACCAGACGCAAAAGUGUCCACGUUAGAGAACUAGCGCAAGAUGAUGGGGAUUGGGUGUCAAAUGCAGCAGAACACAAGAGGAAGCUCAAGGAACGCAGAAAGAGUAUAGCAAUAUCCCGGUGCACUUCUCCGGAACCCCGUCCUGCCAAAAUCACGAGAAGGCGCAAAACCAUGUAUCCCGGGGAAAUAGUAAAUCAAUUUGAGGAUGAGGAAUUUGCAAACCCAAAACUCGAUGAUUACAUUGAUUUUUCGAACCGGAAAGUCGAGACAUCGUACCCUAAAAGUACCAGCAGAAGAAAGAGUGUACUGAAGCCGAUGGAUACUGUAGUGAAAUUCGAGAAGAUUGUCUCUUACAAGAAUCCCACGAUUCCCCAUCACUCCAAGUACAGAUUGACCAUGAAUGCAUUCAACAAGAUUACAAAUCCCAACGAGCACAUGAUGAGGCGUUUGGCUUGUCUCAAGGUUUUUCGGCAGUAUUUUCGAGAUGAACUCUCUGUUUUCACCAAGGAGAACAAAGCGAUGAAGAAGGCAAUGUGAACUUGUAAUUUUUUUUCCUCGAUUUAAUGUUAAGCAUCAUAACCUAUCAGUAUGAAUAAAAAAACAUUUUUAUAAUUACAA
This is a messenger RNA of Phlebotomus papatasi, 1049 nucleotides long. RefSeq lists its product as uncharacterized. The transcript is spliced from 2 exons. The record is from RefSeq and is a predicted model, not a curated record. NCBI's taxonomy places the organism in Eukaryota, Metazoa, Arthropoda, Insecta, Diptera, Psychodidae. The coding region runs from base 171 to 968 and encodes 265 amino acids.